Arachis duranensis is the source of this 1170-nucleotide messenger RNA. RefSeq lists its product as uncharacterized. The record is from RefSeq and is a predicted model, not a curated record. The transcript is spliced from 2 exons. The coding region runs from base 1 to 1170 and encodes 389 amino acids. NCBI's taxonomy places the organism in Eukaryota, Viridiplantae, Streptophyta, Magnoliopsida, Fabales, Fabaceae. Gene Ontology annotation, molecular function: zinc ion binding.
AUGGUUAGAGCUGAUGCAUCCGUUAGCAUCAAGGUGCUCCUAAAUGCGACUGCCUCGCACUAUGGGUUCAGGCCGACCUACAGGAGGGUUUGGAUGGCGAAGCAGAAGGCUGUUGUGCUCAUUUAUGGUGACUGGGAUGAGUCUUACAACGAGCUCCCAAGGUGGGUGUUAGGAGUGCAAGUGACCAUGCCUGGUUCUAUUGCAGUUCUUCGGACUAGCCCUGUUCGAGUUGGGGGACAGCUGGACAAAACUCAGGCUUAUUUUCACAGAUUGUUAUGGACUUUCCCACCGUGUAUCGAGGCAUUUCGUCAUUGCAAGCUGUUGGUUAGUAUUGAUGGGACCCAUAUAUAUGGCAAGUAUGGGGGUACUCUGCUUGUUGCGAUUGCACAGGACGGGAACUCCAACAUACUCCCUGUUGCAUUCGCACUAGUCGAGAACGUCACACCACAGCCGGGUCUGCUCGUUAUCUUUGACAGGCAUAACGGCAUCAAGGCCGCCCUUGAGGCUUCUGACGGGGGCUGGCUACCUCCGAUUACAUACCGAGCUUUCUGCAUUCGGCACGUAGCAGCAAAUUUCGCCCUCACCUUCAAGGGUAAAGACGCAAGGAGGCUUCUCGUGAACGCUGCCUAUGCUAAGACGGAGGUUGAGUUCGAUUACUGGUUUGAUAUUCUUCGCUCGGAAGAUCCGGCGAUGUGUGAUUGGGCAAACCAGAUUGAGUAUUCAUUGUGGACACAUUAUUGUGAUGAGGGCCGGAGAUUCGGUCACAUGACGACUAAUAUAUCUGAGUGUGUGAAUUCAAUCCUCAAGGGUGUGAGGAACCUUCCUGUAUGCUCCUUGGUGAAAGCAACAUAUGGUUGGUUGGCCGAACUUUUUGUACGCAAGGGGAGAGAGGCGGAGGCCCAGCUGGGUACUGGACAACAAUUCAGUCAACACCUUGUUAAAUGUAUCGAGGCCAACUUGAAGACGGCAAGGUGCUUCACAGUUACUUUGUAUGACAGAGACAACUCCGAGUACACGGUCGCAGAGACCACUCCUACUGGUUCUUUCUCCCUUGGUACCUACAGGGUCUCACUCGGAUCUCAGACAUGUGAUUGCGGAUACUUCCAGGCGCUUCAUUUCCCUUGUCCGCACACACUGGCAUGCUGUGCCUACUGGUGCACGAAAUUGUGA